UACAGUCAUGGCAUUCAAGUACGUCCUGCUCUCCCUCUGCGCUGUGCUCAGUGCAGCAAAUGCUGGCUUCCUGGCACCUGCCACCUAUGUGGCAUCUCCGGUGGUUGCCAAGCUGGCUCAGCCACAUUACGAUGCCGUGGGCACCACCCAACAGAAUGUGGUGCGCUCCUUCGGCGGCACCGUGUCCACCUACUCGAAGAACGUGGUCACUCCCUACUCCAGUGUCAGCAAAGUGGAUUCCCGCAUCACAAACAAUGUGUACACACCCAAGACAGUCUACAGUGCUCCAGCUACUGUGGUGACCAAGUCCGUCUAUGCCGCUGCUGCUCCUGCUGUCACCUAUGCUGCUCCUGCUCCAGUUCUGGCCAAGACCGUCUCGUAUGCUGCUCCCGCUGUCACCUAUGCUGCUCCAGCUCCAGCUCUGACCAAGACUGUCUACUCCUCGCCAAUUGCUGCUCCUGUGCUGGCCAAGACCUAUGCCGCACCCGCUGUUGCCUACUCCGCUCCAGUUGCUGCUCCAGCUGCCUAUGUCAAGUACUCACCAGCCAUCGGUGUUGCCCACGUCAGCUUCGACGGAUUCGGCUCACACUGGGGCUACUAAACAGCGCUUCAAUUGUUACAACUUUUGAUUUUAUAAACGAAAAAUAAAGUAAACCUUUAGUUGA
Molecule: messenger RNA, 665 nt
Organism: Drosophila innubila
Lineage: Eukaryota; Metazoa; Arthropoda; Insecta; Diptera; Drosophilidae
Product: cuticle protein LPCP-23
Exons: 1
Coding region: 8-601 (197 amino acids)
Source: RefSeq, a predicted model, not a curated record